CCGAAAUCGCACCACUAUUGCCAUGGAACUUGAAGACUGGGACGACCUCGACGCGGACGUGGCAGCGGCAGCGGAUGCUGCGAUCUCACAGGCAGACACGUACCACAUCUCCGUGGCGAACAUUAUGGCCACGUUUGAUCUAGCGACCAAGAUUGAUCUCAAAGAGCUUGUCAUGAAUGCGCGCAACGUCGAGUAUAACCCACGGAGGUUUCAAGGAGCGAUCAUGCGGCUUCGAGAACCCAAAUCGACGGUCAUUAUCUUCGGCACGGGCAAGGUCGUGGUCGUGGGCAUGAAAGCUGUCUCGGAGUUGGAGAUCGUGGCCCGUAAAGUUGAAAGCAUUGUGCGGAAAAUCGGGUUCACAGCGGCCACGGCGCAGUUCCUAUCCGUUCGAAACAUCACUGCCACGGCCAAGACGCCGUACCCUAUCCGCCUGGAAGGCAUCUUGACCCAACAUUCUUCAUUUUGCACCUACGAGCCAGAGCUGUUUCCAGCGUUGUACUACCGCAUGCUCGAGCCCAAGCUCUGUUUUAUCGUGUUUGUUUCAGGAAAAGUUGUCGUGUGCGGUGCCAAGGCGAUGGACGAGGUCACGGACGGGUUUGCAAAUCUGAUGCCAGUCCUGCGGCAACAUCGACCCCGCGGCUACGCAUGAUCCACAUCAGUAUUAAAAUAUAUUAUUUCAU
Messenger RNA from Aphanomyces astaci, 680 nucleotides. RefSeq lists its product as hypothetical. Gene Ontology annotation, molecular function: RNA polymerase II general transcription initiation factor activity; DNA binding. The record is from RefSeq and is a predicted model, not a curated record. Gene Ontology annotation, biological process: DNA-templated transcription initiation. NCBI's taxonomy places the organism in Eukaryota, Oomycota, Saprolegniomycetes, Saprolegniales, Verrucalvaceae. The transcript has 6 exons. Bases 23 to 649 code for a protein of 208 amino acids.